Molecule: messenger RNA, 6537 nt
Organism: Chanos chanos (milkfish)
Lineage: Eukaryota; Metazoa; Chordata; Actinopteri; Gonorynchiformes; Chanidae
Product: unconventional myosin-VIIa-like
Exons: 47
Coding region: 1-6537 (2178 amino acids)
Cellular component (GO): myosin complex; cytoskeleton
Molecular function (GO): protein binding; cytoskeletal motor activity; ATP binding
Source: RefSeq, a predicted model, not a curated record
AUGGUUAUUCUGCAGCAGGGGGAUUAUGUCUGGUUGGACUUUAAAACAGGUCAAGAAUUCGACGUCCCUGUUGGAGCCGUGGUCAAACUGUGCGACUCAGGUCAAAUCCAGGUCCUGGACGAUGAGGGACAGGAACACUCUAUCUCGCCCCACCAGGCGACCCAUAUCAGGCCCAUGCACCCCACCUCCAUCCAGGGGGUGGAGGACAUGAUUCAACUGGGAGACCUGAACGAGGCCGGAAUUCUACGCAACCUCCUCAUACGCUAUAACGAACAUGUCAUCUAUACUUACACAGGUUCGAUCCUGGUGGCGGUGAACCCUUACCAGCUGCUGCCCAUCUACACAGCCCAUCACAUCCGUCUCUACAGCAAUAAGAAGAUAGGAGAGAUGCCCCCUCAUAUCUUUGCCAUCGCUGAUAACUGUUACUACAACAUGCGCAGGAACAACAAGAACCAGUGCUGCAUUAUUAGCGGGGAAUCCGGAGCAGGAAAAACUGAGAGCACUAAGCUGAUUCUCCAGUUCCUGGCGGCCAUCAGUGGGCAGCACUCCUGGAUCGAGCAGCAGGUUCUGGAGGCCAAUCCUAUUCUGGAAGCGUUUGGCAAUGCCAAGACCAUACGUAACGAUAACUCCAGUCGCUUCGGCAAGUACAUCGAUAUUCACUUCAACAAGAGAGGAGCCAUCGAGGGGGCAAAGAUUGAGCAGUACCUGCUGGAGAAGUCACGGGUUUGCAGACAGGCGCCGGAUGAGAGAAACUAUCAUAUUUUCUACUGCAUGCUGGCGGGGAUGAGCAAAGGACAGAAGACCAAACUGGGUCUGGGUGUGGCAGAAGACUACGCCUACCUGACCAUGGGUAACUGUACAGUGUGUGUUGGUCGGGAUGAUGGGAAAGAGUAUUCCAGUAUUCUGUCAGCGAUGAAGGUGCUGAUGUUUACGGAGACAGAGCACUGGGAGAUCUCCAGGCUCUUAGCUGCUAUUCUGCACAUCGGUAACCUGCGCCAUGAGGCACGGACGUUUGAUAAUCUGGAUGCUUCUGUUGUUGUGCGCUCUCCUGACCUGUCUACAGCAGCUGACCUGCUGGGGGUGAGUGCUGAGGAUGUGAUGACGUGUCUGACAACUCGUACUCUGAUCACACGUGGGGAGAGUGUCUCCACUCCGCUGAGCAGGGACCAGGGCCUAGACGUACGGGACGCCUUUGUCAAGGGGAUAUAUGGAAGGUUGUUUGUGUGGAUUGUGGACAAAAUCAACGCUGCCAUCUUCAGGCCUCCCUCGUCUGAUGAAAAAACUAUCCGCAACUCCAUUGGACUGCUCGACAUCUUUGGUUUCGAGAAUUUCAACGUUAACAGCUUUGAGCAGCUUUGUAUCAACUUUGCCAAUGAGAACCUGCAGCAGUUUUUCGUCCGUCACGUUUUUAAACUGGAGCAGGAGGAGUACAACCUGGAGAACAUCAACUGGCAACACAUCGAGUUCACCGACAACCAGGACGCACUAGACAUGAUCGCCAUCAAACCCAUGAACAUAAUCUCCCUUAUCGACGAGGAGAGCAAGUUCCCCAAGGGAACGGAUACCACUAUGCUUCACAAGCUGAACUCCCAGCACAAGCUAAACAUCAACUACCACCCCCCAAAGCAUAGCCACGAGACCCAGUUUGGAAUCCAGCACUUUGCUGGGAUGGUCUACUACGAGACUAAAGGUUUUCUGGAGAAGAACAAAGACAGUCUCCACAGUGACAUCAUCCAGCUAGUCCACUCCUCCAAAAACAAGUUCAUCAAACAGAUCUUCCAGGCAGAUGUCGCUAUGGGUGUGGAGACCAGGAAACGCUCCCCCACUCUGAGCAGCCAGUUUAAACGGUCUCUGGACCUGCUGAUGAGAACUCUGAGUGUGUGUCAGCCUUUCUUCAUACGCUGCAUCAAACCCAACGAACUAAAGAAACCAAUGCUCUUUGACAGAGGGCUGUGUGUGAGACAGCUGCGUUAUUCUGGGAUGAUGGAGACGAUCCGGAUUCGGCGGGCCGGCUACCCCAUACGCUACACCUUUGCUGAGUUUGUGGACCGAUACCGCGUCCUGCUGCCUGGGGUACUGCCGGCAUUUAAACAGGAGGAUCUGCAAGGGACAUGUCAGCGUAUAGUGGUGUCAGUCUUUGGGAAAAACGAUGACUGGCAGAUAGGGAAGACAAAGAUCUUUCUCAAGGAUCACCACGACAUGCGUCUGGAGAUCCAGCGGGAUAAAACCAUCACAGACAAGGUCAUCCUGAUUCAGAAAACUGUACGAGGACUGAGAGACAGAACCAAGUUCCUGAGGAUGAAGAAAGCGGCGAUAGUGAUUCAGACAAGGUGGAGAGGUUACAUCUGCAGAAAGAACUACAAAGCCAUGCGUGUAGGUUUCUUGCGACUCCAGGCAGUCUACAGGGCGCGGAAACUUUACCUGUCCUACCGAUUGGCCAGAAAGCAGAUCAUUCACCUGCAGGCUCGUUGCCGCGGUUACCUAAUAAGGCGGGCCUUUGGGAUCCGCCUCCAGGCGGUACUCACCAUCCAGGCCCAUGCCCGAGGCAUGAUCGCACGGAGACUCUCCAAGCGACUCCGUGCUGAGGUACCACGCAGGUUGGAGGCGGAGCGUCAGCGGCUCCUGGAGGAGGAGCGUUUGAGGAACCAGAUGACAGCGCGGAGGGCAAAGGCAGAGGCUGAGCGGAAGCACCAGGAGCGUCUGGCCCUGCUGGCCCAGCAGCAGGAGGAGCAGGAGCAGGCGGAGCGGGAGGAGGCGAGAAGGAAGAAGGAGAUGCUAGAGCAGAUGGAGAGAGCGCGGCAGGAGCCCAUCGAUGACUCUGACAUGGUGGACAAGGUGUUUGGUUUCCUGGGCGACCCCAGUUCCCUGCCUAAUCAGGAAGGCCAGGCCCCUGAAGGGUUUGAGGAUUUGGAAAAUUCACUGAAGGAGCUUGAAGAGGACUACCUGGAUAAGGCUCUUCCUCUCCCUGAGGAAGAGGAGCAGGACUUGUCAGAAUAUAAGUUUGCGAAGUUUGCUGCGACCUACUUCCAGAGCACGUCCACACACACAUUCGUACGUCACUCCCUGAAACAACCUCUGCUCUUCCAUGAAGAUGAGGGAGACCAGCUGGCUGCCCUGGCUGUGUGGAUCACCAUUCUGCGCUUUAUGGGAGAUCUGCCAGAGCCAAAGUACCAGAUCAACGUCAGCGAUGGCGCUGAAAAAAUUCCCGUCAUGACCAAGAUCUACGAGACGCUGGGCAAGAGGACGUAUAAGAGGGAGAUGCAAACCCUGCAGAGCGAGGAGGAGGGCUCCACCACAGAGGGCCAGAAAAGGAGCAGUGUGAGGCACAAACUGGUGUCUCUCACGCUGAAGAGAAAAUCCAAAAUCACAGAAGAGGUGACCAGACGUUUCACUGACUCUGAUUAUAACAUCGAGGGAAACAGCAUGCUGGAGGACAGGCCCACGUCUAAUCUAGAGAAACUUCAUUUCAUCAUUGGCAAUGCCAUCUUACGCCCUGCCCUCAGAGAUGAGAUCUACUCUCAGAUCUGUAAGCAGCUGACGAAUAACCCGUCCAAAAACAGCCACGUGCGCGGGUGGAUUCUGCUCUCGCUCUGUGUGGGCUGUUUCGCCCCCUCGGAGAGGUUUGUCAAAUAUCUGCAAGGCUUCAUUACCAGUGGGCCUCCCAGCUACGCGCCAUACUGUGAGGAGAGGUUGAGACGCACCCUCAUUAAUAAAACCAGAAGUCAGCCUCCCUCAUGGCUUGAACUGCAGGCCACUAAAUCGAAAAAACCCAUCAUGUUACCUGUGACUUUUAUGGACGGCACCACAAAGACCCUGCUGGCCGACUCCGCCACCACAGCCAUGGAGCUGUGUAAUGCUCUCGCCGACAAGAUCGCGCUCAAGGACCGAUUUGGCUUCUCACUCUAUAUUGCUCUCUUUGAUAAGGUGUCCUCCCUGGGCAGUGGUAGGGACCACGUGAUGGAUGCUGUGUCCCAGUGUGAACAGUAUGCUAAAGAGCAGGGUGCUCAGGAGCGCAAUGCCCCCUGGAGGCUGUUUUUCCGUAAGGAGAUUUUCACACCCUGGCACAACCCGGCCGAGGACAGCAUCGCCACCAACCUCAUCUACCAGCAGAUUGUGCGCGGGGUCAAGUUUGGAGAGUACCGCUGUGAUAGGGAGGAGGAUCUGGCUGACUUGGCUUCCCAACAGUACUAUGUAGACUACGGGCCAGAGAUCCUUCCGGAACGUCUCCUAAGCCUCAUUCCCUCCUACAUCCCCGACCGAGAGAUCAACUCCUCCAGGACGGUGGAGAAAUGGGCCCAAACUAUCAUGUCAUCGCACAAAAAGGGAAUCUAUACACAGAAAGGGUUUGACCCUCAGAGAGUCAAAGAGGAGGUGGUGGACUUCGCUCGAUUCAAGUGGCCUUUGCUUUUCUCACGAUUUUAUGAAGCCUUUAAGUUCUCAGGGCCAAGUCUGCCAAAGAACGAUGUCAUCGUUGCUGUGAACUGGACAGGUGUUUACUUUGUGGAUGAGCAGGAGCAGGUUCUUCUAGAACUUUCCUUUCCAGAGAUUACUGCAGUGUCCAGCAGCAGAGGGGGUAAACUCCAGGGCCAGAGCUUCACCUUGGCCACCAUUAAAGGAGACGAGUACACCUUCACCUCCAACAACGCCGAGGACAUCCGUGACCUUGUCGUUACCUUCCUGGACGGCCUUAGGAAGAGGUCAAAGUUUGUGGUGGCCCUAGAGGACAGUCAUAGUCCUGCUGGUGAGGAUGCGACCUUCCUCAGGUUUUCUAAAGGAGACCUAAUCCUACUGGAUGAACACAAUGGAGAGCAAGUCCUGAACUCAGGCUGGGCCCAGGGUGUUAACGACAGGACCAAACAGAAAGGCAGCUUUCCAGCAAACAGUGUCUAUGUUCUACCCACCAUCACUCGCCCGCAGUACGACAUCGUGGCUUUGGUUUCUGUGACCACCGGCCAGCGGAGGGAAUCCCUGAACCUGUCCCAUAUGAUUUUGACGGACAGCGUGGAGAGAGUGAAGCCAUACACCCUGGAGGAUUUCUCCUAUGAUUAUUUCAGAACUCCUUCCAAGAGUACUCUGAGUCGGGUCAUGAUCUCCAAAGCCAGGGGGAAGGAGAGGCUGUGGUCCUGCUCCAGGGAGCCUCUCAAGCAGCCCCUGCUGAAGAAGCUCCAGGCUAACGAGGAGCUAUCUCAGGACGCCUGCCUCGCGUUCACAGCUAUCCUGAAAUACAUGGGUGACUACCCGUCCAAGAGGACGCGCUCGGUCAAUGAGCUAACAGACCAGAUAUUUGAGGGUGCUCUGAGGGUGGAGCUGCUGAAGGAUGAGAUUUUCUGUCAGAUCAUUAAGCAGCUCACAUACAACCAUGUCAAGUAUAGUGAGGAAAAGGGCUGGGAACUCCUUUGGCUUUGCACUGGUCUCUUCCCUCCCAGUAACGUCCUCCUGCCACACGUCCAGAAGUUCCUGCAGUCCAAAAAACACCAUCCCCUGGCCCCAGACUGCAUGCAGAGACUACAGAAAGCCUUAAGGAACGGGUCGAGGAAGUACCCCCCUCACCUGGUGGAGGUGGAGGCAAUUCAACAUAAAACCACGCAGAUAUUUCACAAAGUCUACUUCCCCGACGAUUCCGAUGAGGUGUUCGAAGUGGAGUCGAGCACAAAAGCCAAAGAUUUCUGUCUGAACAUCUCGGGCAGAAUGCGUCUGCAGUCCUCAGAGGGCUUCAGUCUGUUUGUCAAAAUCUCAGAGAAGGUGAUCAGCGUUCCUGAUGGAGAUUUCUUCUUUGACUUUGUCAGGCAUCUGACAGACUGGAUAAAGAGAGCCCGCCCCCUAAAGGACGGUGCCGUACCUUCACUGACGUAUCAGGUGUAUUUUAUGAGGAAACUGUGGACCAACACGGUGCCGGGGACAGAUCCCAUGGCUGACUCCAUCUUUCAUUAUUUCCAGGAGCUCCCUAAGUACCUGCGUGGUUACCACAGCUGCUCCCUGGAGGAGGCCGUCAAGCUUGCUGCACUCAUCUACAGAGUCAAGUUUGAGGAGGACAAAUCCCAGUUUGUCAGCAUGCACAAGACACUGCGGGAACUGGUUCCUCAGGACAUGAUUCGGCUGCAGUCUCCUGAUGACUGGAAACGGUCUAUUUUGACACAUUUCAACACACACGCUGGGAAAUCGGCAGAGGACGCGAAGCUCAUGUUUCUGAACAUCAUCUCCCUGUGGCCCACGUUUGGAUCUGCCUUUUUUGAAGUCAAGCAAUCAACAGAACCAAGUUUACCAGAGGACCUGCUGAUCGCAAUAAACAAAAAUGGAGUCAUUCUAAUUGACGCCAGUAAUAAGGAAAUCCUGACGACUUACCCUUUCACUAAGAUUUCCAACUGGAGCAGCGGAAAUACAUAUUUCCACAUCACCGUAGGGAACCUGGUCAGAGGGAGCAAACUGCUGUGUGAAACAUCCCUGGGUUAUAAAAUGGAUGACCUUUUGACCUCAUAUAUUAGUCAAAUGUUGACAACAAUGACCAAGCAGCGUGGUUCCCGUGGAAACAACAAAUGA